Molecule: messenger RNA, 3429 nt
Organism: Nannospalax galili (Upper Galilee mountains blind mole rat)
Lineage: Eukaryota; Metazoa; Chordata; Mammalia; Rodentia; Spalacidae
Gene: Spata31g1
Product: chromosome unknown C9orf131 homolog
Exons: 3
Coding region: 1-3429 (1142 amino acids)
Source: RefSeq, a predicted model, not a curated record
AUGGAAUGGUUGUCAGAAGACCUACUUGAGGCUGAGGGAAAUAUGGGGCUUCUCCAUAACCAGCUGGCCCAAUCUUUAGCCUGCAGACGCUGUAAUAGCAGCAUCUGCCUCCAGAGUCCAGGGAACCUGAGCCUUCAACUCUUACACCAUUUGGCCUUCCUUAGUUGCCUAUGGAAGCAAAAGUCAGAGGAGGAAGAAGAUGGGGAAGAAAAGAAGGAAGAAGAAUCAUUUACUCUGGAGCCACUGAAACCAUGUUCUCUUUCCAAAGGCAUUCUCAUUGGAAAUCAAGACACCACAGCCCCACCUCAGCCAUCUUGUAGUUCUGAGGGCCUCCCCAAGACCACAGAGAUACCAGAGCAAGUAUUCACACAGCCUUCAAGCCCUUUCAGAUCCUUCCCUACAUUCCAGAUCCUGAACAAUCUACCUGUGAGGAACAAGAUAGCAUCAGAGAGCUCCCUGCAGCAGAGAAAAAGCCAGCUCUUCUGGGGUCUCCCCUCUCUACAUAGCGAGUCCUUGGAGACUAUUUUCCUGAGCUCAGAUGGUCCCUCUCCACUAAAGUUGUCUGUUUGUCCUUCUGUCUUCUUCAACAAGGUUGCCUGCCUACCUGCGUACAACCUGUUGCUUCCCUAUUAUUUUUCCCCAACCCACUAUCCUAACCCUGACGCCCAUACAGUGGAAGAUCUGGCAGGAAUGGCCCUUACCUCUCAGCUAGUUCCACAUCCAUCUUCCCCUCCUAAACCAUCACUAUCCUUCCAUCUUAAGCCUUUGCCUGUGGGCUGCAAGGGAGUCUUAUCUGAUGCUGAGGCACAUACACAGUGGCUUACACAGCAGAGAGAGGUUCCUUGGGUCUCUAAGAGUCAAGCACUGAACUCACAGCCUGAACUCCAAAGAAUCAGACACUCUGUAUUCUUAAAGUCAUCUGAGGACUUGAAGGGGAUGCUGGGAAACUCCAGCCUCCAUCAACACAAUCCAGAAUCACGUUCUGUCUCUCUGUUGUAUCCCUUUAGUCCUCAGGGUGUCCUAACUAGGUUUGAGGCCCCACGGAUGACCAUAAGGCAAAAUGAGUACCUGAAAGCCUCUGAAUCAGUAAUGCCAACUGCCAGCCCAAGCCUACCUUCCCUGUCAGAAUGCCAAAGAGUCAACCCAGUAGGAGACCUGUCUGGAUUGAAGACUUUCUGGGAAACUACAGAGCAAAAAGAGAACCUUCAGAUAUCUGAACCCUCAAUCUUGACCCCUUGCCAAUCCACAGUAUCUACAAAAACACCUCAAGAAACUGUCCCUCCAGGAACUCAACCUAGAUACGAAGUUCAGUGGGGAAUCAUUGUACAUAAAGAGACUCCCCAAGCUUUUGAACUCCUGAUGCCAGCCUCCCAUCAACCUUCAGGUUCUCUGUCAGAACUACAAAACAUUAACCCCAAAGGAAGACUUUCUUCACCUAAAGACUUCUGGGGAAACAUGGGAUACAGACAGAAUCUGAAGGUUGCCAAGUCUCCAAUGCCAGCCCCCUGCCCUCCUCUAGACUCCCUGUUAGACUCCCAGAAAAAGAGUCCCCUAGAAAACCUGUCCAUAUAUGAGCCUUGGGGGCAAUGCAGAGAAAAUUCAGGAAAUCUCUGGGCCUUUGAAACCCCAGUCUUGGACUUCAACACAUGGCUCUAUGCAACCAUUCCUGCAUGUGUCCCAUCCGGCUCUGAGGCUCAGUGGAAGAGUAGGCCUAAUAGAGAAAAUCACUGGGUCUCUGCAAACAUAGUUUCAUCUCUUAGCCCUCCCUCAUCCUCUCUGCCUCACUCCAUAGUAAUGGGUCCCCAAGCAGUUUCCUUAGAGUCUAAAGCUUUGUGGGAGACCAAGGGGCAGGGAGAGAACCUCUGUGUGUUUGACUCCCCAGAUCCUAUCCAUAGAACAGCUCUAGCCCUUGUUAUAGAACCACAAAGCAUCAAUACUGUUGUUGGCUUCCCUAGAUCAGAAAGUAUAUGGAAUAUUGAGCAUUCAAGGAAUUCUUGGGCCUCUGAGACUCCAUGUCUAGCACUCAAGCCAUCCCCAGCUCUUAUACUAGAACCCCUGAGAGUGAGUUCCAUGGUGGAUCCAUUUAAUUCUAAAAUGUGUUAUAAAGACAUUCAAAUAAGAAAAAAACCCUUGGCCUUUGACUGUCCAGCUCACAGCUUACCCCAAUACCUGCUUGAAGCCAGCCCCUCAGGAGUGCCAUGUGACUUUGUGCCUAUGGAAGGGUACAUGAAGCAGAAAGAAAACUGUGUUUCUGUAUUCCCAGCCUGGGUCCCCAACCCACUUCCAAACUCUGUUUCAAAAUCUCACAUAAGUGAGCCUUCUGGAGACCAGUGCAAUUGUAAGCCUAUAGGGGGGACAGCAGAGCAGAGAAAGGCCUCCUGGGCCACUGAGCAAGCAGCCCCCAGCUCACACUCUGUUUCUUCACAAGAGCCACACAUUGACUUUGAGAUUAUAUGCAUAAAUAUGCAAGAAAGAGAGACUUCCCAGCAUCCCAGACCUCCAGUAGUGAAUCUACAUCCAACAUCCUGGUCUCCCAUUCUAGCUAAAGCCCUAGAGUUUGAGCCCAUCCAGCCUGGCCUACAGAAGGCAGAAAUGUUCUCAGAAGCCAAGGCAGAGGCCUCAUCUUCUCAGGGUGGGGCAGUCCCUGAAGUGGUCAAGGCUCCUGGGAUCCAAGCCUGGCAAUGGAGUGAAGAAUUAAAGCUCAGACUUAAGAAACUUCGGCAGAGCUCUGCUUUCCAAUCCCCAGGCCCAAGUCAUUCACUUUACAGCUCUCCAGUCCUAAACUCCCCAACUCCAAGCUCUUGGGGACUCUCCUUUUGUCCCCCACAUCAGACUCCUCCUCUCAGUCUGCACCCCUGUUCUCCACAUUGUAACCCUAAAAAAGUUCAGUGGACAGUACCUCAGCCUGUCCAGGUGCCUCACUUUUCUUGCUCUUCUUUCCAGUCUCAGCUACUAGCUUCUGGCAGAGUAGAACAAGAGUCUCAGAAAAAGAAGAGAAUGAAACAGAAGAUAGUGACCCAAAUCCCAUCCCCAGGGUGUAUUCAUGUGAAGGCUGGCAAGAACUGUUCAGGCACAGGAAAGUCCUCAAAUACAGGGGUUCUGGUCUCAGACAACAGACAAGACAAGACUAUAAUUGUAUUUUCAGACCAAAAGACAGGGAGUCCCAGAAAAUCCAAAACAGGGGGAUGUGGAGAAGGGACUGCAAGAUUGUGCUCAUUCACUGUCAUGGGGAAUAGCCACCCUCCACAGGCCUGGAGACCAGCAGAAGCACAUAGAAACAAAUUUUCUAGGCCUCAGUACAGAGGUCAGAGCACUCCAUACACUGUUCUUCCUCAGCAGCCUCUCUCCAAGGCUACAGGACCCCAGGGUCACCGAAGGGUAGGACUUGUAGCUGGUGAUACCCCAAAGCCUCACCAUUAUAAGCGGUAA